AUGGCUUCUGAAGAUAUCUCACAGCUGGCUGAUUCCCUGGCAAAAACUAGGGUGGGAGGGGGAGAGCUAAGCUUUAAAGGCAAAACUCUGAAGCUUAACACAGCUGAAGAUGCUGAAGGUGUGAUACGGGAAAUCAAUGAGUAUGAAGGGCUGCAGGCAUUACGUCUAGAGGGCAACACUGUAGGUGUGGAAGCAGCUAAAGCUAUUGCUAAGGCUUUGGAAAACAAGUCUGAUCUCAAGCGUUGCCAUUGGAGUGAUAUGUUCACUGGGAGACUAAGAUCUGAAAUUCCUCCUGCAUUAAUUUCACUGGGUGAAGCCUUGAUGACAGCAGGGGCUCAGCUGACAGAGCUUGAUCUGAGUGACAAUGCUUUUGGUCCAGAUGGGGUGCGAGGGUUUGAGGCGCUACUCAAAAGCCCUGUGUGCUUUACCCUGCAAGAACUGAAGCUCAACAACUGUGGCAUGGGUAUUGGUGGAGGAAAGAUUCUAGCUGCUGCCCUUAUAGAGGCCCACAGAAAAUCAAGUUCACUUGGCAAACCAUUGGCUUUGAAAAUGUUUGUUGCCGGAAGAAAUCGUUUAGAAAAUGAUGGGGCUACUGCUUUAGCAGAAGCUUUUCAGCUCAUCGGAACCCUGGAAGAAGUACAUAUGCCUCAAAAUGGCAUUAAUCAUCAUGGAAUCACUGCAUUGGCUGAAGCUUUUAAAUUCAACCCAUUACUGAAAGUCAUGAACCUUAAUGAUAAUACAUUUACAGACAAGGGAGGCAUGCUAUGGCUGAGACUUUGAAGACACUAAGACAAGUGGAGUAUAUUAAUUUUGGGGACUGUUUGGUGCGAUCUAAGGGAGCAUUAGCCAUUGCAUCUGCCCUGAAAGGGGGAUUACAUAAAUUGAAGGAACUUAACCUCUCCUUCUGUGAGAUUAAGCGUGAUGCAGGACUUAAUUUGGCAGAAUCUGUUGAAGACAAAUCUGAGUUGGAAAGACUGGAUUUAAAUGGAAACAAUUUCGGAGAGGAGGGUUGUGAACAUAUUCAGGAAAUUCUGGAUGGCUUUAACAUGGCCACUGUUUUGGGAUCACUGAGUGACGAUGAAGAGGAUGACGGUGAUGAUGAUGAUGACGAGGAUGAAGAUGAUGAUGACGAGGAUGAAGAUGAAGAGGGAGAGGAGGAAGAAGAGGAGGAAGAUGAGGAAGAGGAAAGAGGGGAUGAAGAUGAGGAAGACGAACAGAAAGUGGAGUUCUCAAAGAAAAUUCCACAGCCGGAAUCGCCACCUACUGCGGCCCCCUCUUCCACCUGUUGAUGCGUCAACUUUUCUCAGCUUUCCCUCCCCAGAAAAACUCUUGCGGAUGGGUCCUAAGAGUUCAGCCAUAGCAGCUCAGACUGAUGUUACAGACACUGAAAAGGUGGUACAGGCCUUCAUCCAGAUAGCAUCUGUGUACCGAGAUGAACAGGAAGUGAAAACAGCAGUGGAAGAAACUGUUGACAGUUUGAUGAAAAAAAGCUUUUGGCAGUUCAGUUUUUCAGCCAGAUAUGUUUGUUACCAGUUUACUUGUGCGCAUGGGUCUUCUUAAGAGUGAGGAUAAGAUUAAACCUGUUCAGAACUUGCAUGGACCACUACUGACUCUGAAUCAUGUAGUGCAACAAGACUAUUUUCAGAAAUCACUUGCUCCUGUCCUGCUGGCUUUUAUUUCAAAACCAAAUGCUGCACUGGAAUCUCAGCCUUUUGCUCGACACACCCUGCUACAAACCCUUCAUAAUUUGUAA
Molecule: messenger RNA, 1753 nt
Organism: Staurois parvus
Lineage: Eukaryota; Metazoa; Chordata; Amphibia; Anura; Ranidae
Source: the annotation of a GenBank genome assembly